Messenger RNA from Durio zibethinus, 897 nucleotides. Lineage: Eukaryota; Viridiplantae; Streptophyta; Magnoliopsida; Malvales; Malvaceae. The record is from RefSeq and is a predicted model, not a curated record.
CAUCCUUCCUUAACUUUCUGCGAAAUCAAGCUUGUAAAUUCCGGCCUGCUUCAGUGUCAACGCCUGCUCUAUAAUUUUAUAAAUACUCUAUCGAUGUUGGCAUGAACAUUGCUCCAUUCACCAUUCAUUUGACAACUUUUGCAGCUUAAUUUUGUUUGACGUCCAAAAACCAUGGAAGCGACUUCUUUUCUUUGUAAUAAUCCUUUAGCUUCAGCUCUUCCACCAGGUCCGUUCUCUGGCGAUUUGAUAUGCCGAAAAAAGGGUUUCGGAGGUGCAAAAACACUGAAUAUCAAAAUAUUGGCGUCGAAGAGAGACGCUUAUAGUCACGGCUUCGAUGGCAAACUUGUUGAUGAGAGCAUGGUUGUGUUACGAAUGCGAAUUCAGGAGAUGACACAGUUGGAGAAGAGUUACGAGACACCCCAGCAUUGGAUGGAGUGGGAGAAGCAAUACAAGAAAGCAAAUUAUGACCUUGAUGUUUGUGAAGCAGUAGGAUACUUGCAAUCCAUACUAAUGGAAACAAGGCCUGGCGUGGCUCUUGGAAUGGGAGCUCUUCUUCUGUUUACCGUACCAACUUCAAUGGCUGUGCUUUUGUUUCAGGUCAUGGCUAUGAUCAUAAAAGGGUUACAAUUAGAAUUCACUUUUGUUCCUUAAUUUGAUACCAAAGGGGACUGAGAUGAAGAUGACAGAAUUCAAAGUCUCUCUUAUAAGUCUUCCUAAAUUUUCUUAACCAUUAAGUUAAAAAGCUGAAAAUAUUAUUAUUAUUUUUCAAUUAUAUCUAUACUUAUUAUUAAAUCGAAAUUAUAUCUAUACUUAUUAUUAAACCAAAUGCUUAAGUGUCAUAUUGUUACAAUAAAUUGUCCUUGAUAUUUUCCUUAAUCUCUUUCUCUCAUAUCUAUC